AUGCGCAGCGGCGCCCCAACGGACCAAUCGGGGUCGCUGGGGCCCGGGGGUCCCACGCGGACCGACGAGGGGCGGGAGGCUCGGCUGUCGCUGCCCCACUCCCAACCACCGCCCUCACAAGAGGAGCACGGGGCCGGGGAGGGCCGCGCCCCGGGCGGGGGCGACGGAGAGGAGGAGGAGGACGACGACGACGACGACGAGGACGACGAGGAGGACGAAGCGGCGGAGGAGGCGAGCGCCCGCCAACUUCUGCAAACUUUGCGAGCGGCGGAGGGCGGCGGGGGGCCGCCGGGCGGGGAGGAGGGGGAGGAGGAGCCGCAGGAGGAGCCGCAGGAGCAGCAGCAGCAGCCGCCGCCGCGGCCUCCGCCGCCCGCCCCGCCGCCUCCUCCGCCGCCGGCGGGGCUGAGCUUCUCGUCCGAGCAGGUGUCGUGCGUGUGCGAGGCGCUGCUGCAGGCGGGCCAGGCCGGCCGUCUGGGCCGCUUCCUCGGGGCGCUGCCGGCCGCCGAGCGGCUACGUGGCAGCGAGUCGGUGCUGCGGGCCCGGGCGCUGGUGGCCUUCCAGCGGGGCGACUUCGCCGAGCUGUACCGGCUGCUGGAGAGCCGGCCCUUCCCCGCGGCGCACCACGCCUUCCUGCAGGACCUCUACCUGCGCGCCCGUUACCGGGAGGCGGAGCGCGCCCGCGGCCGCGCCCUGGGCGCCGUGGACAAGUACCGGCUGCGCAAGAAGUUCCCGCUGCCCAAGACCAUCUGGGACGGCGAGGAGACGGUCUACUGCUUCAAGGAGCGCUCCCGCGCCGCCCUCAAGGCCUGCUACCGCGGGAACCGCUACCCCACCCCCGACGAGAAGCGGCGCCUCGCCGCCCUCACCGGCCUCUCGCUCACGCAGGUCAGCAACUGGUUCAAGAACCGGAGGCAGCGCGACCGCACCGGGGCCGGCGCGGGGCCCGGGCCCGGCAAGAGCGAGUCGGACGGGAACCCCAGCACGGAGGACGAGUCCAGCCGCAGCGCCGAGGACCCGGAGCCGGGCGCCGGGGUCGCCGGGGCGGCCGAGGGCCCCGUGGGGUCCGUGUUCCUGCCCGCGGCCCCCGGCGGGACCCCCGGCGGGACCCCCGGCCCGGCGCCGGUCCUGCUCAACGGAAACUUCCUGGCGGGCGGCCCACCCGCCGUGCUGCUCAACGGGGGCUCGGUCAUCAUCAACGGGCUGGCGCUGGGGGACGGACCCACCCUCGCCCCGGCCGUCGGCCCGGCCCUCGGCCCGCUCCUCCUCAACGGUGCCGCCCCGCAGCCCCCAGACCCCGCCGCGGCCGGCGCGGGGAAGGCCCGGGAGGCCCGGUUGGCCGAGGGGCCCGGGCCGCUGCCCGGCGUGGCCGAAGAGAAGCCCCCGCCGCCCCCGGGCGCGCCGGUCUCUCUGCCCCAGGUGGUGCCCGGGUCCCAGGCCCCCGGCGCCCUGCAGCUCUCCCCGGCGGUGCCCGCCCCGCAGCCCGGCCCCCUCCCCGCCUCGCAGGUGGUGCCCGCCUCCCAGCCCGGCCCCGCCCCGCCUGGGCUGUCCCCGGCCCAGAUGGUGCCCCUGUCCCCGUCGCCCGUCUACUCCGUGCCCGCCGGCCCCGCGCCCCAGCUCCUGUCACUGCCCCAAGUGGUGCCCUCCCCCCAGGUGGUGGCCCUGCCGCAGGGCGUCGGGCCCCUGCAGCUCCUGGCGGGGGGCGGCAGCCCCGUCAAGGUGGCCGCGGCCGGCUCGGCCCUCGGCUCGGGCAACGUCCAUCUCAUCAACACCGGCGUCGGCGUGACGGCCCUGCAGCUGCCCGCCGCGGCCCCGGGUAACUUCUUGCUGACGAACCCCGUGCCCGGCGGCCCCAUCCUGACGGGCAUGAGCCUGCAGCAGGGCAAACUCGUCCUCACGGCCACCUUCCCCGCCAGCAUGCUGGUCUCCCCCGUCCUGGCCACCGCAGCCCCCGCCCCCGCCGGCCUGGCCCUGCCCGUCAAGCAAGAGCAGGGCCCCGGGCCCGCCCCGGCCGAGCCCCCGCCCGCCGACGCCGCCCUCCUGGACCCCUUCGGCGGGCCGCCGCCCCCCGGCCCGGCUUUCUCCCCGGAGCCCCCCGACUUUGGGACCCAGGGGGGCCUGCUGCCCGGCUUGGCCGCGGCUCCGGCCGAGGGGCUGGCGCUGGCGGUGGCGCCCGCGUGGGGGGCCGGGGUGCUGGAGCUGGGGGGAGGGGGGCCGGUGGGGGGGCUGUUCGAGAUGGACAAGGAGCUCCCGGCCGCGGCCCCCCACGCCCUGCUGCGGCUGCCCGACGCCGAGGGCCUGCUGCUGGAAGCGGGCGAGCUGGGGCCCGAGGGCAAAGUGCUGACCCAGCUGCAGUCGGUGCCCGUGGAGGAGCCCCUGGAGCUGUGAGGGGGCAGCCCGGUGUCGGACCUCCUCCCCGGGGCCAGGUGCUUCCAAGACGAGACCCCCCCCCCCCCCCCGGCGUCAGGGGGGAAACGGACUCGCCCGGGCUUCCCAGCCCCCGUCACACUACCGUCUUCCCGCUCAGAACACUAACCGGCUCCCUCACUGAAGGGAGAGAAAGACCCCGACCUCCAGCCGAGGCCUAGGACACCCCCCCCCCCCGCCCCGUGGGGCUCCAGCCUCUGUUACUUCCCCCACCUCUGCUGCCCUGGGGUCGGUGAGGGGAGGGUGGGCGUUCCCCCCAGACCCGCACCCUGAUGCCGGGCGGGGGCUUGGGGAGGGGGCCGGGGGAGGGUCUCGGCCCAGCUCGACCAGGUACAAGGGCAGAACUCCUGGGCUGGAACCCGUGGCCCCAACCCUAGCCCCACUCCCCGGUACUGUAUCACUCCGGAAGGGAUAUCUACCCACAAAUAUAUAUAUACUGUCUAUAUUAUUAUACAGAUGGUUUCACAGCCA
This is a messenger RNA of Ornithorhynchus anatinus (platypus), 2895 nucleotides long. RefSeq names its product SIX homeobox 5 (gene SIX5). Gene Ontology annotation, molecular function: RNA polymerase II cis-regulatory region sequence-specific DNA binding; DNA-binding transcription factor activity, RNA polymerase II-specific. Gene Ontology annotation, cellular component: nucleus; transcription regulator complex. Bases 1 to 2385 code for a protein of 794 amino acids. Gene Ontology annotation, biological process: regulation of transcription by RNA polymerase II. Lineage: Eukaryota; Metazoa; Chordata; Mammalia; Monotremata; Ornithorhynchidae. The record is from RefSeq and is a predicted model, not a curated record. The transcript has 4 exons.